Messenger RNA from Erigeron canadensis, 556 nucleotides. RefSeq names its product mitochondrial pyruvate carrier 4. Lineage: Eukaryota; Viridiplantae; Streptophyta; Magnoliopsida; Asterales; Asteraceae. Gene Ontology annotation, cellular component: mitochondrial inner membrane. Gene Ontology annotation, biological process: pyruvate import into mitochondria. The record is from RefSeq and is a predicted model, not a curated record. The coding region runs from base 101 to 427 and encodes 108 amino acids. The transcript is spliced from 5 exons.
CUCACCAACCAAUAGUGUGGUUCCGAAUCUUUUCCCUUCUCUGACAUUUUAAGACACUAAAAAAAAAUAUAGUAAAAGUCGUCGUCUUUUUUUUCUUUGAAUGGCGACAUCGAAGCUACAAGCUCUAUGGAACCACCCUGCUGGCCCCAAAACUAUUCAUUUCUGGGCUCCAACUUUUAAGUGGGGAAUUAGCAUAGCUAAUAUUGCAGAUUUUGCUAAGCCACCGGAGAAACUUUCAUACCCUCAACAAUUUGCUGUCACCGCCACUGGGGUUAUCUGGUCUCGCUACAGUAUGGUAAUUACCCCGAAAAACUGGAACCUCUUUAGUGUAAACGUUGCAAUGGCUGGAACAGGAUUGUAUCAACUCUCCAGAAAAAUCCGGUACGAUUAUUUUAACGAAGAGAAGACUGCUGCUAUAAAGGAAUAAUGAUGAAAAACAGUCGAAGUUUCUACUAUAAAAUGCUUUGCUCAUGUGAUUUUUUAUGUCAUUGGUUUAUGUUUUUCUCUGAAGGAUGAUUGUUCAAUAAUAUAAUGUCAUGUCUAGUUUGUUUUUGCA